GGUUUAUCAAUUGGUGCUAGGGUUUCAAUUUGGAGUUUGAAGUGAAUCGAAAUUAGAAGAGGGAAGAUUGUGGAGUGUGAAUCAUGGAUGAUACCCCUUCAACAGCUUUAGCGUACCUUAAUCCAUCUUACUGGGAUGAGAGGUUUUCAAAGGAGGAAAAAUAUGAGUGGUUCAAGGAUUAUUCCCAUUUUCGUCACCUCAUUCAACCCCAUCUCACAACCCAUUCUUCUGUACUGGAGCUUGGAUGUGGAAACUCACAAAUGUGUGAAGAGCUACAUAAGGAUGGAACAACAAACAUAACUUGCAUUGAUAUUUCACCUGUUGCAGUAGACAACAUGCAAAAACGGUUACUUUCCCGGGGUUUCAAAGACAUAAAAGUGCUGCAAGCUGAUAUGCUAGAGCUGCCUUUUGAGGAUGAGUGUUUUGAUUUGGUUAUUGAGAAAGGAACUAUGGAUGUAUUGUUCGUGGACAGUGGUGACCCAUGGAAUCCGAGGCCUGAAACUAUAUCCAAGGUCGUGGCCAUGUUGAAAGGUGUUCACAGGGUUUUGAAAGCAGAUGGCACAUUUAUCUCGAUAACUUUUGGCCAGCCACAUUUCAGGCGUCCUAUAUUUAAUGCACCAGAUUUCAGCUGGUCUGUUGAGUGGACUACUUUUGGUGAAACCUUUCACUACUUUGUCUUUGUUUUGAAGAAGGGACAGAGGUCAUCACAUGAGGAUAUACCACCUGUUAAGAGGUUUGAAGCACCGCCUAUUAAUUUACUCCAUGAAGAGUUAGAAAGUGAAGAUUUUGCUUUCCGAAUCAACGUUGAUGAGUUGAACUAUUAGACUGUAUUGUAAAGAUUUUUUGUUAUCAGUUUUAAUUUAUUUUACUUGCUGCUAUUUUUAUUCCCUUAGCUUGAAGGAGGAAUGCAAUUAUCUUAACUAAUGGAUUUAGGCACACAGAUGUUGUACCAAAAUAGUAAUUUUAUUUUG
Molecule: messenger RNA, 971 nt
Organism: Gastrolobium bilobum
Lineage: Eukaryota; Viridiplantae; Streptophyta; Magnoliopsida; Fabales; Fabaceae
Exons: 7
Coding region: 84-824 (246 amino acids)
Source: RefSeq, a predicted model, not a curated record